Molecule: messenger RNA, 774 nt
Organism: Cynoglossus semilaevis (tongue sole)
Lineage: Eukaryota; Metazoa; Chordata; Actinopteri; Pleuronectiformes; Cynoglossidae
Gene: atp6v0e1
Product: ATPase H+ transporting V0 subunit e1
Exons: 4
Coding region: 138-383 (81 amino acids)
Biological process (GO): proton transmembrane transport
Cellular component (GO): proton-transporting V-type ATPase, V0 domain
Molecular function (GO): proton-transporting ATPase activity, rotational mechanism
Source: RefSeq, a predicted model, not a curated record
GGCUCCGCCCCAUCUCACUAUCGAUCAUGUGACAGCUGCUGCUGCUGCUUCCUCUCCGUUUGCUGCUUUUUUAACUGAAUCAAACUUCGUUUAAAGAAAAAGAAAGUUUGUUUUUUGAUUAAAAAAAAGACACCAUCAUGGCGGAAAUGAGUUUUGUCAUCGCCAUGUCGGUAGUAACUCUGUUUUGGGCCAUAGUUGGAGGUGUCGUUCCGGUGUUUAUUCCCAAAGGACCAAACCGAGGAGUGAUUAUUACAAUGCUGGUGUUGACUGCAGUCUGCUGCUACCUGUUCUGGUUAAUAGCCAUUCUAGCCCAACUCAACCCACUGGCUGGACCUGCUCUGUCGUCAGACAUCAUCUGGUACCUGAGAUAUCACUGGCCUUAAAUGAGCAUACGUCAUACAGGAGAGAAGCACCGGUGCUGAGACGUAUGAACGGCGUCUUCUGUUUUUGUCAGAGAUGAUUCCACCACAAAUGCCUUAAAAUCAGCUCCUGUGUUCCGUGUGACGCCAACUGCAGUGCCUUGUACAAAGACGAUUGCCAAAGGAGCUGCAGGAGUUGACGUGCCUCACCGAAGCUGCAGCAAACUUCACUUCCUGUUCCUGUUCUUAUGCCAUGUUUAAUGUUGUUGUUGUUAACAAUCCCUUUCCACAAAAAUAUAUAUGUUGUACAGUGUCUUUGUUCUGACCCUGCAGUCUGUUUAUAUUUCUGAUGAAUGUCAUGUGAUUGAUGUGAAAAUAAUAAUUCAAAAUAAAUAAAUAAAACGUCAAUCUGUCA